CCCUCCCGUGUAAAACGUACCAUAGGUGUGAGCCAGCAGAGGGGAGCCGCCUCCUGGCCUGCAAAGUAGCCCUGCUUGGUUCAUUCAACAAAGGUCACUGAGCCCCAGGGUGUGCACCAUUCCAGGAGGGUCCCCUGCAGGCACAAAGUUACCUGCAACCGGUGUCCAAGGAGAGGGCUCUGGGUGGGGCAGCUCUAGGCCCAGAGAAGGUGAGGACCUGCCUGAGGUCACACAGGUCAGUAGGGCCACUCCCACACUGGACCCUUUGCUGGCCCUCAGCUUCUCUCUGCCUCCAAGUGGCCACCACACAGACAAUUCAGAGGGGCCAGAGCAGGUGCUAUGGACCCAGACACCCCCAAAGUCAGCCUGCAACAUCCCCAUCCCUGCUUGGGCAGGAACAUCAUUCAGGAGCCCCUGGACGGUGGAUGGCCGCAUUGGGAAGGACGAGAGAAUCUGCCAAGAGGACACUCAGAAACCUCCUCCUUCCCUGGGACAAAGUCCCCCAUGCACACAGCAAUCGGUGGUAGGAGGGCCCCUGGGGAGACUAGGCCCAAGGGGGAGCAAAGGGGCUGGCACCGGCAGGCCCAGCUCUUCCUCCUGGCAUCCCAGGGGCAGGAAGGAAACUGACCCCAAAAAGGGGCAUCCCACAAAUGGUGGGACAGUUAGGACCCAGCUGGGGAGAAAAGUGGGCAGGCCAAGUCUCCUGGCCCCAGUGGGGUUGGGCAGUGGGCUGGGCAGCAGAUGGGCCUCACCUUCCUCCCCUGGCAGUGGAGGCCUGGAGCCCUCCACGCUGCUGGGAGCUCUGCCCGGGCCGAACCAGCCUGAACCCGGAUCUGAACUGGAUGACCUCGGGCUGGUGCCCCACCCACCCACCUGGUGCAAAGGGCUUCCCUCCCACCGAGUGACCAGGGUAGGGAGGACCUUGAUGCAGUCUGCGGAGCUCGGGGCAGACCUCCCUAGGGGCCCACCUGCCAAGCAGACCUCCCGCCCUGCCUUAGGCAGGUGUCCGGGAACGUCACCCAGGCAUGUGCUGGUGGAAGUCUAGCCCCGAGGGCCUGGGCACUGGCCUGCAACACCCCUGGCCUGGCUCCAGGCUGGUCCGGCGAGAACUGCAUGCCAAGAGGGCUGGGCUGGGGGCCGGAGCACCUGCGCGAGGGUGAAGGGGGACCUGGACAAGGCAGGUGCCAUGGCUACAACGGGUACCCCUUGGGGGCCUUGACUCCUGGGUAAACAUUAAUGGGGCUCAUACACAGCAGGUCAUGUGCGCCCAGUGGAUCUUUGACCUGCAGCUGCUUCUGCCCUGUGUCUCCUCCCUGCAGGUGCCCCCUCACUACACAGGUAGGAGCUCCUAGGACCAGGCGGGGGCCCAGGGACACUGGGGCCAGGGCUGGGUGACCUACAGGCCCAGGGCAUAAGCCCCCAACCCAGAGCCUCCAGGGCUGAGGGAAAGAGAGCAGCUUGGGAACAAGCAGGAGAGAGAGGUGACAGGAAGCCCCCGGCACCCAGUCCCCGGGAACUAGGAGGGGGUCGGGGUGGAGGAUGAGGUGGGGGCUCCAGACUCAGUGGGCUGAGGAGGAGCCUUGAGGUGGGGUGGGGGCACCCGAGCCCCUUGCCCUGCCCCCAUCACCGGGGUGGGGCCCUUGGCCAGCAGAGACGUCACUGUUUGGUAUCAAAUGCCAAAGUCUAAGCUGGGACCAUCUGCAGUGUCCCUGAUGACAAGAUAGGAGAGGUCCUUGGGUUCCUGCUCCAGCCCCUUCCAGCUCACUCCCCAGCACCCUGUGCCCUCGGCCACCCACCCAGCCUUCUUCCAGCCACAACCAGCGUGGGAACCAGCGAGCCAGGGCCUCCUCAACGCUGCCCCCAAAACUGGACGGGGCUCACCUGACAGCUGCCUGAGGUCACUAUAGCCAGCCCCCUGCAGAUGGAGGAAGGGGGAGAUCACCAAGGCUAGCAGGGGGUGGGAAGGCUGGGCAGCAGCCAAGGACUCAGGUCAGGGGACCCCAGGGCCUGGCGGGGCAGGGGGAGAUGAGUCUGACCUGCCCUUCCCACCAGCAGAUCCGGCCUUGGCUUGGGUCUUUCCCUGCCCAAAGUCCAUGCCGAAUUCCCUCGCAAGUGGCCAGGCCCUCCCCACUCUUGGCCUGGUGGACCGGAGUCUGGGCAAUGCAGGUACCAGGAAACCCCCAGCCCAGGCCUCAGCCUGCCACCCAGCCCCUGAUCCACUGCUCUGGAUAAGUGGGCAGAGGCGCUCCAGCCGCCCCCUGGAGGGCCCGUGGGGCUCCUGACAACUCUGGCCCAAUAACUGGAGGCUCCUUUCCUCCUGUUCCCCGCUUCCGUCUCUCGCCUGAGCUGGUGCCAGGGUUCCCCCCACCCACUUUUGCCCCUACCUGGGGCUAUCCAGGAAACAUCUGGGUCCCUGGCUCUAGUGACCCGAACCCCUGCAGGGCCCUGCAGUCCUGCCCCUGCCUUGGGAGAGGGAGACACAGACCCCUGGGCCCUCCCCCAGCUAAAGGACACUAGCCAGUCCUGGAAAGGUACGUGUGGGUGGUAACUGGCCAGAUGGGGCCCUGGCUCCCCAGGGUCUGAGUGUGGAGCACAUCCUUGGGGAGAGAGAGCAGGGAGGUGGUUUGCCCCAAAAGGCCACAAGGAGACCCACCGCCAUGCACACGACCACCGUGGGGACCCAGCUUGGCUGCCUACAGCAUGCCCGCUCAACCGCACACCUCCCCUGCCACCCCUGCUGGCUGGAAGGCUUCUGGGAGGCUGCUGGGGCUGUCUGCUGGGUGCUCUGCAAAGAAACAGAGGAGGGGCCCCCAGACCCUGCCCUGUGGGAAGAGGAGGAAGGGGCCCAGCAGGGGUGCUGGGCAGGGCCAGCAGGGGCAGGGCUGGCUGAGCACAGCUGCCCGGUGCCCUCAGAGCUCAGCUCGGCCAGCAGGGUGCUCCGGGUGGCAGUGGGCUUCCUCAAGGCCUGUGGGCUUCUGGGCAAUCUGUACCUCUUCAUCUGCUCCCUGGACAUCCUCAGCUUGGCCUUCCAGCUGCUGAGCGGCCAAGUGGCUGGAGACAUCUUCAAGGACAACGUGGUGCUGUCCAACCCCGUGGCUGGACUGGUCAUCGGCGUGCUGGUCACUGUUCUGGUGCAGAGCUCCAGCACGUCCUCCUCCAUUGUUGUCAGCAUGGUGGCUGCCAAGUUGCUGACCGUCCAGGCUUCUGUGCCCAUCAUCAUGGGCGUCAACGUGGGAACGUCUAUCACCAGCACCCUGGUCUCGAUGGCACAGUCGGGGGACCGCGACGCAUUCCGGAGGGCCUUUGGCGGCUCGGCGGUGCAUGGGCUCUUCAACUGGCUCACCGUGCUGAUCCUGCUGCCUCUGGAGAGUGCCACAGCCCUACUGCAGGAGCUCAGCGCGCUGGCCCUGGGCACUGCCAGCCUGCCAGCCGGGGCGCACACUCCUGACAUCCUUAAGGUGCUGACCCAGCCGCUUACACACCUCAUUGUGCAGCUGGACACUGACGUGAUCAUGCACAGCGCCACAGGCAAUACCACCAACAGCAGUCUCAUUAAGCAAUGGUGCGGCACCAGGGGGCCGACGACCUCGGGGAGCGGCGACUGCGGAACAGAUGCCCUUGGCCCCUGCCCGGAGCCCAGCAGCUCGGCCACCGUGGAGCAGCUGCCUUGCCACCACCUGUUCGUGGGCACGACACUCACGGACCUGGCUGUGGGCUUCAUCCUGCUGGCUGCCUCCCUUCUCGUGCUCUGCACCUGCCUCAUCCUCAUCGUCAAGCUGCUCAACUCUGUGCUGCGCGGCCGCGUAGCCCAGGCCGUGAGGAUGGUCAUCAAUGCUGAAUUCCCCUUCCCGUUCAGCUGGCUCAGUGGCUACCUGGCAAUCCUCGUGGGUGCCGGCCUGACCUUCCUCCUCCAGAGCAGCAGUGUCUUCACAGCGGCCAUUGUGCCCCUCAUGGGGGUCGGGGUGAUCAGCUUGGAGCGGGCAUAUCCCCUCUUCCUGGGCUCCAACAUUGGCACCACCACCACGGCCCUACUGGCUGCCCUGGCCAGCCCUGUGGACCGGCUGCUCAGCGCCAUCCAGGUUGCCCUCAUCCACUUUUUCUUCAACCUGGCUGGCAUCCUGCUGUGGUAUGUGGUGCCCAUCCUGCGGCUGCCCAUCCCACUGGCCAAGGGCUUUGGAGACCUGACUGCCCGCUACCGUUGGGUGGCCAUCGCCUACCUGCUCCUCAGUUUCCUGCUGCUCCCACUGGCUGCCUUUGGGCUUUCCCUGGCUGGAGGCACGGCGCUGGCUGCCGUCGGGGGGCCCCUGGUAGGGCUGGUGCUCCUCGUCAUCCUGAUCAAUGUCCUGCGGCGGCACCGGCCGGCCUGGCUGCCCAGCUGUCUGCGGUCCUGGGCCUGGCUCCCACUCUGGCUCCACUCUCUGGAGCCCUGGGACCGCCUGAAUCACCAAGCAGCAUCUGGUUGGAGCAUGGAGACUUCCUGAAGCAAGCAGCUGGGUCUGGGGAGGCAGUGCCUGUGGGCUCCCACGCACCCUGCCCCCAAGGAUGCGUGCCUGGAGGCCCACGCGGGUGUAGGCAGCCUGCUGUCAGGGCCCUGAGUUCCGCUGGUGUGUGGGGGAGUUAGGAGGGGAUAGAGUGAGGGCCUGGUGGCCUGGAGGUGACACCCCCAACCCAUUCUGCCCACCUUCUCCAGGCUGGGUAAAGUUCCGGGGGAGGAGGGAAUGGGUGUCAAGGGUGGGAGACUCCUCGGUUCCUGCCUGGGCCGGGCCAGGCAGGCACUCAGUGGCCCAAGAUCCACCAGGAAGCGGGUCCUGCCCUUCACCCCUGGCCCCACUUGCACCUGGAGCCCACAUUACAGGCAAAAUCCCUUGGCCACAAGGCAGUAGGCAAAGGCCACCGGUCCAGGUGAGGGCAGUGAGACCGAGCACUGUGCCCCACCUGGGGGUGCACUCAGGGCUCCAGCCACCCCCACGCUCCCUGCAGCCCACACCGUGGGGCUUGACCGCUGGCAGGCCACCGGACGAGGAGGAGGCUGCCUCCCUGCCCAUCCAGCUCAGGGCUGUCCACAGCCCCAGCCCAACAGCCCCACGCCACGGGGGAAAGAAAGCUCUGAGUAAAUCCCAUCUGUCACCCAGAUUCACACAGGGCGCGGGGCACACAGGCUGACCCCAGUCACGGGUCUGGUUUGCCCCUUCUUGGUGGGCUGCUGUGGCCAGUCACUUCCUCCCAGUCCAGGGACACUGGCCUGAUGUGGGGGCACAUUCCCAGCCCCUUGGGUUUGCUUAGCCAGUGUGGUCAGUAUGAGGCCUGAGAGAGCCCUAGGGCCAGUUCCUGUCCAGGGCCCUCUCCUUUGACCUCCCUGCAGGUUCCCCUGUCCUCCCAGCAACCCACCAGGCCUCUUAGCCUGGGGCUCCCUGCCCGCCCAGGAAGUAGCCACCUGUUCUCAGAGUCAAAAUCACCUUAGAGAACCGAUCCCCCGGGGGCAGUCUCACGCACUCCAGAUGCCCCCCCCCACACUUCUUUGCCCUCAGAUGCUCCUGGGGCUCUGAUAUUAGCCUCACAGUCCCUCUGAAGGAAGUCCCCAGAGGAGAGGCUGCUGGCGUUCCCUGGGGAGAUGAUGGAGAGGGCUCCCCCUCCCCACAGUAGGGAGGGGGUGAGAGGAGAAGGAAGCACUCCAUGCACCUCUCCUUCUGGGGCAGAUGAGGCCACCCACAAAGGCUGACCACUGGGUCCUUUGAGGCCGUGAAGGACUGUCUGCCUGCUGCUCCUGCCUGGCGGUAACACAGCCUCCCGCUGGGACCAUGGACACCAGUAAACAGAGCUGUCGUUGUGGACGCCUCCAACAGCAGCAGGUGGGGUGGAGGGCUGGGUUCCCAUUCCUCGCAUGGCUCCCGCCUGGACGUCCCUGUGUGGCUGCCCGUCCACAAGCCCCCCCACUGGGGCCGGGCCCCUGGCUGGCCCUCCAGCCCAUUCAGGCCUACAUUGCCACUGUGGCAGGAACAUCCUAGGCUCAGGGUGGGGACCUGCAGUGCCCCCUUUCCAGCCCUGCGCAGCAGCCUUGUGCCCUCCAGUGUCCACCUCCCAGGAAAGUAGGGGGCUGGCAAGGCAGAACACCUGGUGCCUCAGAGAGCUCUGGGCUCACACCUAGGAGGGCAGGUCUGUUCUGUUACCUAUAAAAUGGCACCAUGCUGAACUCCCAGCUCUGUGGGCACUGGUCACAGGAAUAAGGGGGCCUUUUCCACGAGGGGGUCUUAGGCCCCACAGGCUGGGGGUGUGAGGAGGGAAGGCUUUGAUGACCUCCUUAAAGAGCACUCUGGGCACCUGCUCACGGGAAAAUCCGAGCUGCUCCCUUUCCCACAGAUGUGACUGCUGCAGAGCUGGGGCCUUACUGACUGCUGCUUGGGCAGCUAGGCUGCUUUGCCGGGCAUGGUGAGGACCCCAGGAUGCCAGACAGCAGCCCUGCACACCCCACAUAUGGAUGUGGGGAAGAAGCCUGUGGGGGCAGCCUUGCUGGACCAGUCAGCAGGGGAGCGAGCCUGUCCCCGACCUGCACUUCCACACGCUGACUCACCCUCCGGGUCGGACUGCAGUCUCGAGGACCU
This is a messenger RNA of Manis pentadactyla (Chinese pangolin), 6599 nucleotides long. It is a transcript of the gene SLC34A3, whose product is annotated as solute carrier family 34 member 3. Gene Ontology annotation, biological process: intracellular phosphate ion homeostasis; sodium-dependent phosphate transport. The transcript is spliced from 11 exons. NCBI's taxonomy places the organism in Eukaryota, Metazoa, Chordata, Mammalia, Pholidota, Manidae. The coding region runs from base 2658 to 4481 and encodes 607 amino acids. Gene Ontology annotation, cellular component: brush border; apical plasma membrane; vesicle. The record is from RefSeq and is a predicted model, not a curated record. Gene Ontology annotation, molecular function: sodium:phosphate symporter activity.